Vitis riparia (riverbank grape) is the source of this 1326-nucleotide messenger RNA. RefSeq lists its product as uncharacterized. The record is from RefSeq and is a predicted model, not a curated record. The coding region runs from base 81 to 1142 and encodes 353 amino acids. Lineage: Eukaryota; Viridiplantae; Streptophyta; Magnoliopsida; Vitales; Vitaceae. The transcript is spliced from 3 exons.
ACACUUCUCCUCUCUCUCUCUCUCUCUCUCUCUCUCUCUCUCUCAAGAGAGUACCAUCAACUAUUUACUAGGGUUUUUCGAUGUUUAAUUGCAAAACAAACAUGGAUUACCCCAAGAGCUCCACUGGGAACUUUGCCAUUGCUCUACUCCUUACUGGGAUUGUCUCUCUCUGCCUCCCCUCUCCAUUCCCCACCUUCCAAUGGCCCCAACCACCUACUAAGGCCCUCGAGGUGGUGCCUCAAGAUGAUCUCGAAGCAGCGUUGAGCAAAGCAUCAAUGCCCAACAAGACUGUAAUAAUCACAAUAGUGAACAAAGCCUAUGUCGAAGGCGACGACACAUCGAUGCUGGAUCUUUUUCUGGAGAGCUUCUGGAUCGGAGAAGGCACAAGGGAGAUGGCGGACCACCUGUUGGUGGUAGCGAUGGACCAGACGGCGUUCGACCGCUGCAUUUUCCGGCGACUCCACUGCUACAAAAUGGUGAGCGAGGACGGAGAUAUGGAUGGAGAGAAGCUUUACAUGUCGAAGGACUUCAUCAAAAUGAUGUGGAGAAGGACUCUCCUUCUCCUUCGUGUGCUCGAGCGUGGCUACAGUUUCAUCUUCACGGACACGGAUGUAAGUUGGCUGAGGAACCCAUUUCCAAGGUUAACCACAAACCAAACAGCAGAUCUCCAAAUCAGCACCGACCUGUUUCUCAGCCGCCGCCGGCCGGAAGACAGCCUCAUCAACACCGGAUUCUACUUCGUCCGAUCAAACAACAAGACCAUUGCCCUCUUUCAAACCUGGUAUGCCAUGAAGAACAACGCCACAGGGAAGAAAGAACAAGACGUACUAUCAGACCUUAUGCGGAAGGGCAUUUUUAGGGAGCUGGGUCUUGAACUAAGGGUCCUUCACACCCUUUACUUCAGUGGGUUUUGCCAAAAUAGCAAAGACUUUAGGGCAGUCACCACUGUCCAUGCUAACUGCUGCAGAAGUAUUAGCGCCAAGGUGGCUGAUCUCAAGGCCGUCCACCGUGACUGGAGGCGUUUCAAGGCGGCCACCGCCACCAACAAGACGGUGACCGACACUGAUGCCAUGACUUUCCGGUGGUCUGUUCAUGAAGCAUGUGUCCGUUCCUGGAAUACUUCCAGGAAUCAUGUAGGAUGAAUUUUGCUUGGAACAACAUAAUACAUAGAUGGACAGAAGGUACAUAAUUUAGUUUGAUAUAGGUCCAGUUGUUCUCCUCAUAGUUCUGAACUUCUAGGGUUUCCCUCUUCAUAUUUUAUCAUGCAAAGCUUAAAACAAUGUAAAGAGAAUUAUCUAAAUUUGAAUAAAGAAAUAAAUUUUUAAA